UGUUAAACAUUAAAAGGUAUUUUUGAAAUUAAUAUUUUCAAAAUGAUGCGCGUGGGGUUUACGCAAAAGAUUCACCCAGAUACUGCUUGUUUAUCACACUCUGAAUAUACCUGAUCUAAUUUUUUUAUUACAACGCAAGCAAUGGAAUCCAAAGAAAAUCAAGAAAACAUGAAAGAACCCAAUCAAACUAUACGACCGAAAUCAUUAAAACCCGAGGAUAAUGACGACAACGACGACGAUAUAUCUCAACAAAUGACGGCGUCUUACAGCGAAAUUUCAUUCAAAUCUGGAUUGAGCCCUGAUGAGCCCAAUGAUGUGUUAAAGAGGCCGGUUACGCUGUGUGAUGAUACCAAAGGCUUGGGGCCACUUACUUUAGAAGGUAUUGUUCAUAUUGAAGGGAACAUGACUCAUUUUGUUGCUGAAGAUCUUGAAUAUAAAAUUAAAAUAUCUAGUCCGCAAGCAAAGAACACUCCCACACAUAGCAGGCACCCUAAACAAAUUGGAAGUUUGGAUGUAGGACUCUUAAAUGAUUUAGAGAUUGAAGCGCAGCAUUUAGCUACAUCUGUGGAUAAUCUUACAGAAAAUUUGUGUGGUAUUUUACAUUCAAUAUCAUCAAUUACUGCAGAUAAUGUGGAUGUAUACAAAAAUGCCGUUUCUAAGAUGUCUGAUGAUAUGGAUGCUAACAUAAAAAGCAUGUAUACCAUGAUGGCAAAAGCAGAAGAAGUGACGCAAACUAUGAAGUCUGUUGAUGCGCAUGCAAAUAGAGUAAAAGAAAUCAAGAGAUUGGUUGAUUUAUUUGAAAGUUAUUUGUAA
Molecule: messenger RNA, 813 nt
Organism: Onthophagus taurus
Lineage: Eukaryota; Metazoa; Arthropoda; Insecta; Coleoptera; Scarabaeidae
Gene: BORCS6
Product: BLOC-1 related complex subunit 6
Biological process (GO): lysosome localization
Cellular component (GO): BORC complex
Source: RefSeq, a predicted model, not a curated record